This is a messenger RNA of Ooceraea biroi (clonal raider ant), 3495 nucleotides long. RefSeq names its product adenosine deaminase 2. Gene Ontology annotation, biological process: inosine biosynthetic process; adenosine catabolic process. Gene Ontology annotation, molecular function: adenosine deaminase activity. The record is from RefSeq and is a predicted model, not a curated record. NCBI's taxonomy places the organism in Eukaryota, Metazoa, Arthropoda, Insecta, Hymenoptera, Formicidae.
AUAAUUUCCUUCAGUCUACCCCUGUUGAUAACAUCAAGAUACAUGUAAUACUUGACACAGUUGGUAUUAAUAAUUAUGAAUUUAUUAUAUUUUUUAUGAAUAAUGAAUAUAAUUAAUAAGUGAAUGAAUGUAAUUAAUAAGUAUACGAUAUCGAUAGCGGGAUUCGGGCAAAGAGAUCAGAUUAGAUUGCUGCACGUCGCGAUGCAGUCAGCUCAGGCGCUAUCUUCUUAUAUAAUAUACGUUUCUUAUAUAAUAUACAAUUAAAUGUGCAAAGGCAAAGACAGAUUAAAUUACUUAUUUUAUUGAUGUUUACUAAAAAAGAUACGCUUUCUUAUCGUACACGCAUAUUAACUUUUAUCUCACUUUUUUCGUAACUGCGCAUUUUGAUCUGGCUAAGUGACGUUUAAUUGUGUAUUAUCACGUGUAUUAUAUCUACGUUCGAUGAUAAACGCAGUAAUAUCAAAUAUUUAUCAAUUUAUAUAAGAUUAGCUUUCCAACGUGUUUGCUUCGUGAAAAUAAUACGUUGGACGCAAUACAUUUAUAGAAUCAUGAUUAAACUAUGUGAAAUAUGUGGUUUAAUCAAAUGUGAGGACAUAAUGUCAAAAACACAUAAUGAUUGUAUUCACACGUGACAUUUUUGUUAUAAGAAUCUGAUAAGAGUCUCAUAAGUCAUUGCCAAAUCCAUCCCAUGAAAAUCAAAUGAUUGCGAUAAGAUUCCUCGAUCAAUUCGAUUCAAUCUUUGAUGCUUUUACAGUUUGGUUUGAUGAAAUUAAAAUACCUUAUCUUAUUUUUCUUUUACCCUAUUUUUUUAACAUAAAAUUGGUCCAUAAAGGAAGAAAGGAUUCUUAAUUGAUCGAUAUGUAAAUUCAAAACGGAAAAUGAACAACGAAAGGAACGUCUGUAGGAUGUUUCUUGAAUAAAAAAAUUGCGCACUCUUUUCUCUCAUUCUCUCGCAACAAACGUAGAAAUUCCGUAAAUUACGGUAAUUGCAAAUCAAAUUUUAUUUACAUGAAUUGCUAAUAUUUAAAUCGAUUUAUUUACAUGAUUAGCGAAUUAUUCUGGUCUCUGUCAUAACAUCUGAUUUAUGUCUAUGGGAAGGAGCAAUAUACAGUUAGACGCGUCGUUGAUCAUUGGCGGUUCCCAUCGAACGCGUCUGCCACCUAAUUAUCAGUCGCACUCAUACACACAUUGGUUUCUUGCGUAUGCUUGGACUAUAAUAUAAUGGUAGUCUCGGUGGUAAGAGCCAUCCAGUGGAGAUUGAGUGGCCGCAACGUUCGCAUCACGGAUGUAUUUGCUGUAAUCUUCUGACGUGAGAGGCAUCCGGGGGUGACGACGACGACGACGACGACAGCACUAAUUAAUUAGUUCGCGUGCCUAAUUUGACAGUAGAUAAUUUUCCACGACUAUGGCUGGGCUGGUUCUGCUCGUCUUGGCGAUCUUGACUUGUAACAACGCGGUCUUUGCUCAUCCCAUCGACGACACCUCGCAGCGACAGCUCACGCGGCAGCCGAUCUACUGGCAGCUGCGACGGCAGCUCUUGAGAGAUGAGAUGCGACAGUCUCUGGGCGGCGAGCUGCAGCUGAAUCCGAUCGAAGUCAGGGCCAAUCGAGUCUUGAUGGCAGCAAAAUGUCGGGAGAUUCACGAUGGUUUUACCACUGGCAGCAGUUUCUUACCGGCACGUAACUUUAUGGAGGUGAUAUCGGAAAUCGAGAAGUCGGAGGUGUUCAAGAUCCUGCGUGAUUUGCCAAAAGGCGCCAUUCUCCACGCUCACGACACCGCUAUCGUCUCCCUCGAUUAUAAGCUCUACAAUCUGACUUACCGCGAAAAUCUUUACGCGUGCGAUGCGAACGAUACUCUGAAACUCAAGUUUUUCAACGUAUCCGACGACGAGUGCGAUUGGCAAUUGCUGAGCGAGUUGCGGCGAGAUCCGGUCCAGGCUGACGCGAUCAACGAGAGGAUCAAACGACAGCUGACCAUGGUCACGGAGAAUCCGAGAAGCGCUUACGAUACCGUCGACAAGGCGUGGAGCAAGUUCAACAGCAUCUUUAUGUUCAUGCGCUCCUGGCUGUCCUAUCGACCCGUUUACGAGGACCAUUUGUAUCGCGGCCUCCAGGAGUUCUACAACGACAACGUCAUGUACGUGGAGCUGCGAUCGACGUUGUCGCCGUUGUACGAACUCGAUGGUAGGACGUACGGGCCAGUGGAAGUCGCGCAGAUUCAUAAAAACGUCGCUGACAGAUUCGUAAGGGAUAAUCCCGAUUUCAUCGGGAUGAAACUGAUAUACGCGCCUGUGAGAGCCGUCGAUGCGCAAACGGUAGAUUACUACCUGAAGACGAUGGUGCAGCUGAAGCGAGUCUAUCCGGAAUUCGUGGCUGGUUUCGACCUGGUCGGUCAGGAGGACAAGGGGAAACCGCUCAUCGAGUUUGUCAACAAGUUGAACGCCGUUGAUCCGGAAAUCCGAUUCUUCUUUCACGCCGGCGAGACCAACUGGAACGGAGAAUCGACGGAUUUGAAUCUCUUCGAUGCUUUCUUGCUCAAUACCAAGCGCAUCGGUCAUGGGUAUGCAUUGACGAAGCAUCCGCUCCUGUGGAACUUCGUCAAACAACUGGGAAUUGCGGUAGAGAUCUGUCCUAUUUCAAACCAGGUCCUCGGCCUUGUGGAGGAUAUGAGGAAUCAUCCGGCCAACAGCCUGUUCGCGUCAGGAUCGCCCGUAGUGAUCUCCAACGACGACCCCGGGCUUUGGGGUGCUCAGGGGCUGACUUAUGACUUCUACGAGGCUUUCAUGGGCCUUAUGAGCGCCAAUUCGGAUCUCAGGAGUUUGAAGCAGCUGGCCAAGAAUUCGCUGAUGUACAGCGGCAUGAAUGACCAGGAGAAACGUAACGCACUGAUACGGUGGCAGGCCAAGUGGCAUGCCUUCGUGAAAAAAUUCGCUCGAUCAUCACUUCAGUACGAUGAGCCGACGACGACAAUAACAAGCUCCUCGUUCUCGUCCCUAUCAUCGAACGCACGUAAUCGAUGAUGAGCAAAAUGGAAAUACUGCCGAUGUAUAUGGAAUGACGAAACCAUUUUAUCACACAAAUCGCUGUAACAUCACGUUUUACUUAACUACGUUUUAUCUUUACGCGAAACUCUACCUCAUGCCGUUUAUGCAAUUUAAGUACAAAUGACGCCGUUCCGUGAAGAAAUCUGUUACUGCGCGAAAGCAGACUUUUUUUCGGAAAAAAGUCCCGUUUUCUUACGUUUUAUACGAUGGAAGUGUUUUAUAAAGUAUAAGAUGUAAUAAACGAUGACGUGUAAUAAAACGUCGAAAAUAUGAAAAACAAUUUUUUUCCGCAAUAUGUGAUGAUCUGCAUUAAUUCGAUGCCUACCGUAGUAAAGAAAAACAAAACAGUUCUGUAAUUUCACCUUGUACCAUUUCAGCCAUUGUUUGACUUAAAAGUUGACUUAUCUUUUAAUUAAGGAAAAAAGGUGAAUAAAUAUUGGGUUAUAACAGAA